GGAACAGAAACAACCACUCAGCUGAGAGCAGCUGCCACUUAUUUGCUGGCAUGACCAUAGCAAGAGAACAGGGAGAGCAGCUGGGGACUGCAGCUUCCCCUUUACUGAGACCAGAAUGAGCAGAGAUGGUCUGGGAACAGGAAGCCUGAUUUUCUGAUAUCCUGAUCCUUGUGCUCUCAUUUGCACCAGUACAAAGUGAGUGUGAUACAUUACCAUCCUCUUUUAGCAGCCCUUUGCCCUGAUGCAAACACAGCACCAGGUGCAGGGCAGCAACGAUUCAGACCCGGAGAGCCACUGCAGCUCGUCCCCUAUCUAAACCCAAGGAGCAGAAGAGAAAGGUCACUGGAGAGAGCAUCUAAACCUCAAGGAGCAAAGCAGAACACCCCAGCGAUGAGCUGUGACUUCCCAUUGGCCUGAAUCCUGCAGAGAAGAAGGUGACCCACAGCACCGAGUCACUGCAGAUCCUAGGCUGUGAGGAGCAUCAGACAGAAUGGAGACUGGAGAACAGAGCUAGUGCUUUGCCUGAGAUCCAAGGACUUGGAGGAGAUUCAGAGCAGAUCCCUUUGUUCUUGGGGAGCAGAAGCCACUGCAGAAUUUGAAGGCAGUUGAAUGAAUGCUGAUUCCACCAAUGAUUCUCGCACUGUGCCUGUGGCUUGCUUGGGAUCUCCCUGCUCCUGAACUAUAUCUGGACAAGUCAUCGGCUUAUGUAGGUGACACGGUUCUUUAUCGGUGUCUCACCCCCUCGGACGCCCCCGUGAGCUUCGCUUUCCUUUGCAAGGAUGGCAAGGAAAUGACCAGGAAACCGGCUGUGCCAGGGAAAUUGUCCUUUGACUUUCCCUAUCAUGUGUCUGAGCAGAGUUUGGGCAACUAUUCCUGUGGGUAUCAGCACAAGGGCCUCCAUAACCAAGUGUGGAAUUCUCGUCUCAGCAUCACCCACUACCUGAGUGUCACAAACAAAACCACCAAUUCCAGCAGCCAUGAUCCAGAGACGCCCUCUUCCCAUGAUGCAACCUUGAGAUCCAGCCGUCCUUGUCAUCAAUGGCCAAAAGACUCCAAAGAAUCAGGAAGCGUCUGUGAAGAAGCAAAGAGGACCUGCUUCAUGAAGUCAUGCAGUGGUCCCUUAAUGAAAAUCAAAAAGUGCAGGAGUGGCGGGCGACUGAAAGGAGGCUCCGCCAGCAGAAUGCGGAGCGCCGGCACCAAAGCACGCAACGCCUGCUAAGCAUCAUUGAGCACCAAGCAAACUUGAUACAGACGCUCGUAGCAAUGCAGAUGGAGCACAUCCGUGCCCCCCCCUGCAGCCCUUGUCCCAAAACUCUUUCCCUUGUGUCCCCAUGUCACCGCCAAGCCACUUUCCGCAACAUCCAGAUUCUUAUCGCCACCAGCUGCCUCCAACACCUGUAGCUUCACCACCCAGCCCUGCAAACUACAACCCUUACCCACUGUGUACUCAACCCUCAUCACCAGGCAUUUUAGCCAGCCUGAAGUGAAGCACUCAUUAUAUUGCACUCCAGACAGGAAGGCUGAGUAUGAUAACAAGACAUACACAAAUCUGUGAUUGUCCCGUUCCCCAUCCCGCCCCCCUUUCAAACAUUACUGGUGGCUUUCAGCAUCAGAUUGCUCCCUCAAGGCA
Trachemys scripta elegans is the source of this 1630-nucleotide messenger RNA. RefSeq lists its product as uncharacterized. NCBI's taxonomy places the organism in Eukaryota, Metazoa, Chordata, Testudines, Emydidae. The transcript is spliced from 4 exons. The coding region runs from base 614 to 1219 and encodes 201 amino acids. The record is from RefSeq and is a predicted model, not a curated record.